Coturnix japonica (Japanese quail) is the source of this 8315-nucleotide messenger RNA. It is a transcript of the gene DIAPH2, whose product is annotated as diaphanous related formin 2. Gene Ontology annotation, biological process: actin cytoskeleton organization; actin filament polymerization. Gene Ontology annotation, molecular function: actin binding; small GTPase binding. Gene Ontology annotation, cellular component: actin filament. NCBI's taxonomy places the organism in Eukaryota, Metazoa, Chordata, Aves, Galliformes, Phasianidae. The record is from RefSeq and is a predicted model, not a curated record.
AGCGCUCGUUUGUUAGUUCGCAUGCGUAGGGACGCUGGGCGUCUUAGGCGGUUGAUUGGGAGUAGGCGUCCGGAGUACCACCAGGAACUGCUUUAGCCGCUGCGGGGAGACGCCCCGUUGUGGUUGCCGACUCUAUGGGGCCGUGAGGAUAAAGCUCUGACGGAAAAAGGGGCCUCGUGCCGGUGUGCGGUGUUGCCGGAAGGAUGGAAGAUCAAGCAGCACCGGGAUCUGGGGGUGGCGACGAGCCCCCGGGCCCUAGCAAGAUGAACGCAAAACGGAGCGGGCGAUCCUCGGAAGAGGAGACCCGGAACAAGACGAAGUUGAAUAUCCAAAUAAAAACUUUGGCAGAUGAUGUGCGUGACAGAAUAACAAGCUUCAGGAAAUCAACAGUGAGAAAAGAGAAACCGUUAAUUCAGCACCAUGUUGACACACAACCUACUAUUAGUGAAAUUCCACUCACCCAGGUGCUUCUUGAUGAACGAUGCAUGAACUUAUCUGAAAAGGAGGUUAUGGAUCUCUUUGAAAAGAUGAUGGAGGACAUGAAUCUUAAUGAAGAACGGAAAGCUCCUCUCAGAGAGAAGGAUUUGUCAACGAAACGUGAAAUGGUUGUCCAGUACAUCUCUGCCACUGCUAAAUCUAUAGUCGGAAGUAAAGUUCCGGGUGGACUCAAAAAUAGCAAGCAUGAAUGCACACUGUCAUCUCAAGAGUAUAUUCAUGAGUUACGAUCUGGUAUUGCUGAAGAGAAGCUUCUGAACUGCCUUGAGUCGCUGAGAGUGUCUUUAACCAGCAACCCUGUUAGCUGGGUUAACAAUUUCGGACAUGAAGGCCUUGGACUGCUUUUGGAUGCACUGGAAAGGCUUUUGGAUAAGAAACAACAAGAAAAUAUCGACAAGAAGAAUCAACAUAAACUCAUCCAAUGCCUCAAAGCUUUUAUGAAUAACAAAUAUGGGCUGCAACGGAUUCUUGGGGAUGAAAGAAGUCUUUUACUUUUAUCAAGAGCGAUCGAUCCAAAGCAACCACAUAUGAUGACUGAAACGGUGAAAAUACUUUCUGCAAUAUGCAUUGUUGGAGAGGAAAAAAUUUUGGACAAGGUCUUAGGAGCUAUAACAACUGCUGCUGAAAGGAAUAAUAGAGAACGCUUCUCUCCAGUUGUUGAAGGACUGGAGAAUCAUGAAUUCAUACAACUGCAGGUAGCCUGCAUGCAACUCAUCAAUGCCCUUGUUACAUCUCCGGAAGAACUUGAUUUCAGGAUUCACUUGAGAAAUGAGUUUUUACGUUGUGGCCUGAAGAAAAUAUUGCCUGCCUUGAAAGAGAAGGAGAAUGAAGAGCUUGAUAUUCAGUUGAAAGUGUUUGAUGAGAGCAAAGAAGAAGACUUAAUUGAACUGUCGCAUCGUCUCAAUGAUAUCAGAGUUGAGAUGGAUGAUGUGAAUGAAGUAUUUCAAUUUUUGUACAAUAUGUUGAAAGAUACUUCUUCUGAAAACCGCUUUUUGUCAAUUCUACAACACUUCCUUCUCAUCAGGAAUGAUUACUAUGUCCGACCUCAGUAUUACAAGAUAAUUGAAGAAUGCGUAUCACAGAUAGUAUUGCACAGCAGUGGCAUGGACCCAGAUUUUAGUUGCAGAAGAAUGGAUGUGGAUUUUACUCACCUUAUUGAUGCAUCUGUAGACAAAACUAAAAUAGAAGAAAGUGAGAAAAAAGCAGCAGAAUUUUCCAAGAAAUUUGAUGAGGAGUUCAUAGCUCGACAAGAGGCACAAGCAGCACUUCAGAAACGAGAGGAGAAAAUCAAAGAACUUGAAACAGAAAUCAAACGGUUACAAAGCCAGGAUCCUCCUGCAAGUGUGAAUGUGCCACCUUCUACAGCAUCUCUGCUACCUGGUAGAACAGUGCCACCUCCACCGCCUCCUGUAUCCAGUGGGGGGAUUACCUUGCCACCACCACCACUACCAGUGUCUGCUGGGUCUGUAAUUCCUCCUCCGCCUCCGCUGCCUGGUGGGUCCGUAAUUCCUCCUCCGCCUCCGUCUGGUGGGUCCGUAAUUCCGGAUUCCUCCGCCCCGAGGGUUGCCUUGGUGGGGUCUGUAAUGCCUCCGUUGCCUGGUGGGUCCGUAAUUCCUCCUCCACCUCCACUGCCUGGUGGGCCCAUAAUUCCUCCUCCGCCUCCGCUGCCGGGUGGACUUGCAGCAACGCUGCCGCCACCACCUCCUCCACUGCCUGGUGUGUCCUCAAUUCCUCCUCCGCCUCCACUGCCUGGUGGGUCCUCAAUUCCUCCACCACCUCCACUGCCUGGUGGGUCCUCAGUUCCUCCUCCACCUCCGCUGCCCGGUGGGUCCUCAGUUCCACCUCCGCCUCCGCUGCCUGGUGGUGGAGCAGUACCUCCACCUCCACCACCUGGUGGGCCUCCAAUAGCACCAUCUCUUGGAAGUUAUCCGUUUGCUCCUGUUCCAGUGAUGCCAGCAUUACCACAUGGAAUGAAGGAGAAGAAAAAGUACAAUGUGGAAGUAUCUAUGAAGAGAAUCAACUGGUCCAAGAUCGAGCCGUACAAGAUAGCUGAAAACAGCUUUUGGGUAAAAGCUGAAGAAAACAAAUUUGAAAGCCCAGAACUAUUUGCAAGAUUGGCAGUCACCUUUGGAACGCAAAUGAAAGCUAAAAAGGCAGUAGAAAAGCAAGAAGAAAAGAAAAUAGAACAGUCAAAGAAAAAGAACAAAGUAUUAAGAGUUUUGGAUGGAAAAACUUCACAGAACUUAUCAAUAUUUUUGGGUUCUCUACGUAUGCCUUAUGAAGAAAUAAAAAAUAUCAUCUUAGAGGUUAAUGAAGAGAAGCUGACUGAAACCUUUGUUCAGGCUGUAAUGAAGAAUCUUCCUGAACAGAACGAAAUUAAUGCCUUAGCUGCAUUGCAGGAUGAAUAUAAUGAUCUUGCUGAGUCAGAACAAUUUAUAAUUGUGAUGAGUUCAGUGAAAAUGUUGAGGUCACGUCUCAAUGCAAUUCUUUUCAAGCUUUCAUUUGAGGACCAUGUAAACAAUAUCAAGCCUGGCAUUAUGUCGGUUACACUAGCUUGUGAAGAGCUGAGGAAGAGUGAAAGCUUUAGUAAGCUUUUGGAGUUAGUGUUGUUCCUUGGAAACUAUAUGAACACUGGCAGCAGAAAUGAACAGUCUCUUGGUUUUAACAUCACAUUUCUUUGCAAGAUUAUAGAUACUAAAUCAACAGAUCAGAAGACAACCUUACUGCAUUUUCUGGCAGAAGUGUGUGAGGAGAAUUAUCGAGAUAUCUUAAAAUUCACAGAUGACCUGCAGCAUGUUGAGAGUGCAAGUAAAGUUUCAGACAAAACUCUAAAGAGCAACCUUGAUUCAAUGAACAAACAGAUUCAACGCAUAGAAAAUGACAUUAAGAAUUUCCCUAAAACAGAAGAUGAGCAUGAUAAGUUUGUAGAGAAGAUGAGCCUCUUUGCUGAGAAUGCGCGAGACCAAUAUGAAAAGCUGUCCUACAUGCACAACAACAUGAUGAAAUUAUAUGAGAGCUUGGGAGAAUACUUUACUUUUGACGCUAAGUCAAUAAGCAUAGAAGAAUUCUUUGGUGAUCUGAACAACUUUAGAAUUCUGUUCUUGGAAGCGUUAAAAGAAAAUAAGAGAAGAAAAGAAAUGGAAGAAAAAAUGAAGAGAGCCAAAUUGGCAAGAGAAAAGCAAGAGCAAGAGAGGCUGGAGAGACUGAAAAAGAAGCAACAGUUGCUUGAUAUGAACAAAGAAGGUGACGAGACGGGAGUGAUGGAUAGUCUCCUUGAGGCCUUGCAAUCAGGAGCUGCAUUCAGAGAUCGCAGGAAACGCGUGCCACGAGAUAACAGACAAGUAGGUUUGGAAGACUCUCGUACUCGUCACAGUGGAACAAGAGCAGCUAUAUGAUUCUUCUGAUGCCAAAGAAUUUAGUGAAUUGUUUUAUUUACAAUUACAUGGAUAUAUUUUUAAGAGUUUAUCAUCCAAAUUGGCAACGUUCACAAAAGAAUACUGGUAUUGACUAAAUGCGGGAAAUGUUUAAAUAUUUUUUGUUAAAUAAUCCACAUACUGUAUCUUAUUACCCCAACUACCAAGAUCUGUAAACAGUGUUUAACAGCAAGGUCUUUUUUUUAAGGUACUUUUUUUUUUUUUUCCUUUUUCCUUUUUCCUUUUUUUUUUUUUUUUUUUUUUUUUUUUAAAAAAGCUGGUAAUUUAAAUGAAAGGAGUUGGGGGUUCCAAGGAAGUGCUUUAUAUGGCUAAGAAAACAGAGCUUUGUUGAAAGAAUACAGAUGUGGAUUCCAUUUGCAAUUCUUGUUUGGACCUGAAAGGAAAAACGUAAUAAAAUUGUAUGUUGAAAAAUUGAGAGAUGAGCUGAUGUACAGAAUCAUUUUUGUAACCAUAAAAAUGCUAUGUGUAGCCCCAGUGAGGUUGCUGGAAAUCUUUAUCUCUAUGUAAAGCCUGGUGGAUUCAGCAGUUUUAGCUGCAAGUAGGAUAUACCACAUAUCUACACUUUUGGUGACUUUAAUGAUGUAUAAUUGCUUAUCACUGCUAAAAAUGAAAAAUAAUUAAAAAAAAAAAACUAUAGGAUUUUACAAAAAUUAAACGAUACUAUGGGCAGAAUAUGUUUUUAACUGAAUAUACAGAGAAAUUUUCUAAUUGUGAACUUAUAUAUUCUUUAUACAGAUAUUUGGGGAAAAUAUGAUUGUCCUAUUUUAACUGUACUGAAAAUACCUUUGUGUAGGUUUUUAGAUACUGGCUACAUUAUGAAGCUAUUCAGAGCUGCCUCUAAGUUUUUCCUCUGUUUCUCAGGUAAAACAUGUAGCGGGAUCUCUGUGGUGGAUUUUAGUUCUGAGGGUUUAGCAGCUAAGAAUAAGUUUUCUACCUGGAGCACUAUAUAGCAGAGAAACAGCAGAUUGCAGCAAUCUGAUUUUUUGGGAAACUCCUCCCAUUCUACUUUGUAUACAGCCCCUGCACUGCAGUACCUCAGGUGAGCAGUCAGCUCAGUAGCUGACACUGUCUAUGUUCUGCCACUCAAGGGGGAACUUAACAGUUCUCUUUCCUCCCUAGACUCUUGUGGAAUGUACAGUGUGUUUUGGUGUUCAGGUCAGUCUUCACCAUCCUUUGUACUGAAGACUUGAUGCUUAUUAGAAUGAGAUGGAGAAUUUGAAGUGGGAGUUCCGGUGGAACUACUUGUAUGUUGUUCAAUUAUGGUAUUUUUUAAAAUGGGAUACAGUGUAGUAGAUGGCACUUAUUCUCAGAUUAUUACUGAUUGAUGCAUUAAUAUGAAUACUUUUAUUGCCUGGGGUUAUGGAAAACUUCUUUUUUAAUGUUAUAUAAAGAAUAUUUGGGAGUCACGUUAUUUUCUGUGCACAAACUGCUAGCUCUAGAGGAGCAUUUGAUACUGGGGCGAUGUAAUUUUGCACUACUGCUUGAGCCAAGCGUCUUUGUACAGUUAGAUUCUUUUUGCUUAUCUGGUAACAUACUUUAUGAUUUUAAAGACUAUCCAGCUAUAUAGGGAUAAUUGCUUACAAUUUCAAGCUAUGUUCAUAAAUAUACAGUUACUGUAAGAAAAGAUAAAAGAUACAGCUCCUUAUCUGUCCAAGUAUUGAUUUUCCAAUCUUUUUUUUUAAAAAAAAGGUCUUCAAAGGAUACAGUUUUUGCCCAUUGCUGCAUCACUAAACACAAGAAUGCAAAUGAAGCCAAGUGAAGUGUGUGCUGUCAACUAAUACUCUACCUAAACAGGGGCUUUUUGUGUUUUUAGUAAUUAAGCAAAGACUUGUAUGGUACUUCAGGAAAAAAAAAAUGUGCAUGCAACAGGGUUCUGUUCUGUGUCUCAGCUCUUUCAGUAAGAGAUACAAAUAAUUAUAUUCUGUUUUGUGUAAGGUCAACAUCAACCUUGUACUCAACCCUAUUAAUUUUGCAGUUAUAAAAAUGUACUUAAUGUGCAUAGCCAGUUUAAAAGGAUUAGGUGCAUAAUGUCAAUAUAAAUUUGUACUGCAAUCAAUAGUGUAUUAAAAUUCAAAUUUUAAAAUGAGCAUUUUGGGAUUUAGAGGUAUUGAUAUCUUUAUAUGUGAAAACUCAACAGCUCAAAGCAGAAUCUUUAUACUGUAGCAGAAAUUAUUAGUGCACAAGUUUUUCAUUUCCGUGGCUGUAUUUUUUAAAGGUUUGUGAAUGCUGACUGCAGAUUCUCAAGAACCAAAUCUUAGCAAAAAAAAAAAAAAAAAACAAAUUAAAAAAAAAAAAAAAAAAAGGAAAUCCAAAAGAACAUCAUCAUCUAAUACUUCUAUUUUACUACUAUUUUUUUCUUAUUUGAAACAUUUAUAUAAUUUAAUGGACAUAUCUGUUAGAACAAAAGUGUCUUUCAAAGGAAAACUAGUUUAGAGGAUAAUUUAUGUAAAUAUAGGGUGCUCGUAUUUAUGAAGUCUAAAAUAUUUUCUGAAAUUGAUGCUGGUCACUUUGUCUUUUGAUAGUUUUUUCAGUCUAUAUUAAAUUGCAGCUAUUUUUAAUGUUUUUAUUAUUGAUCUGAUUUUCAGAGUUGUCACGUGUUUCUCUAGAAGUGUAGAGUAGUAGCACCUUUUUCAGAAAUGCACUUGCCUUAUUUUCUAAUUUAAAAAAAAAAAAAAUGAAAUAUAUCAGUUAAAUUAUAUUUGUAUUCAGAAUAAUCCCAGAAAGAAAAUUGCUGGAGGCUUCAUACAUAAAUUUCUCGCUAAUUAUUUUUCACUAAAUGUCCUCUGAGACAUGACGUUAACGGUAUCCUAUCACAUCUGUUUGCAUUCACAUUUUUCCAGUUAGAAGUAAUGAAGAUAUUUUUUUUUAUGAUGUUACACUGUUUACAUUUCUUAGUUUAUUUAAGAGGAAAAUAAUCUUACCUUUGUAAUGAAUUAAACUAAAUUUGCAAUUGACAUGGGAAUGAAUGGUUUAAAUCAUAUACAAAUAUACACCUCUGUUGCUUAAGACUACUGGCUGUACUGAUCAGAAAUGUGAAGACACAACAUUUUUGCUCAAGUUUGCUGAGAAAAAGUGCAAGAUGAUUUAUCAUGUAUGUUUGUGAUUGAGCAGAUAUCUUUUCCCAGCACAUAAGUGAUGUUUGUUUUGUGUUAAUCAUAUUCUGAACAGAGGUUAAAGCCAAAAUCAAAUCAGUGCUUCAGAGGGCACUGACAAACACCUUCAGGAAGCAUUCCUAGAAAUACUGUUACGUAAUUUGUUCUGAUUUUAAGCAACCACGAUCAAUAUGGAAAGUGUUAUCCGGAAUUAGUAAUUCAUUUUUGGAAAUUUAGAGACAAUUGCAUACAUUCCCAUAGUUCCCUUCUGUAUUAUGAAAACAGUUAUGAAUAUAUGUAUAUUUUUGCAUUUGUAUGUGUGGUAUAUGUACUACCUCAGAGAAAUGCUGUAAAAAACAAAACAAAAACAAAGAAAACAUAUUUUGAUGAUUUCUAUCCAAACCACAGUUCAUCCAUGACCUAAUUCAAAUUCAAUCCACAUUGUACAAAUGGCUUGCUAAACUGAGAAUCUGGCUGUGUUUUAGGUUUGGCUCUGGAAAUCUUCCUAUAGCUUUCGUUAAGAAAACUUUGCAGUGUUUUGCUUUUGCAUCCCUCAGGCAAAUCGUGCUUUGAUGGGUGAAUUUAGUACAUCCUAUAUUGAGAAUAUAGGAAAUAUUUAAAGCUGGUAAUAGUUACGUGGACGCAAACUUAAGUAAAUUGUUUCUUAUCCAUUAAACAAAGGCUUGGCUGAGUUAUACUUCAAUGUUUGCCUUCAAACUGGUGAGGGGUCACCAUAACAAAUGCUGAGAGAAAGCAAUGUAAAGGUAGCUCAUCUCUUAUGUGCCAUAAUGUUACCCAUUUUGAUACAAGUAUUGUAAGAUACCUUCAUGUCUCACAGAAUGUAAAUAAUGAAAAUAAAAUCAAAGCAGUUAAAGCCAAAUCCCUCAGCUUUUUCAGAUCACGUACUGCUUUUGUGCACAAGAGACAUGUGUAAGCCUGUGUAUUCUGCAAGCUGUCACUAGGCACCCACUGAUUUCAUAAGAAAAAUGUUAAAGGAGAAAGAUUUGUUCUUGUAGUGCUUCUUUUAGUGCUAUUUGAGGUGAUACAUAUGCCACAGAAUGUGAACAAUAAUUGAUUACGGUUUAGUCAGGAUCAUGCGCCAUUUGGUUUCCCUUUUAGAAGUCAUAAGACUCCUGAUGCCAAAAAAAAUCAAAGUGACAAAACUCAUGCAUUUCUAUUUUUUAAUCAGCUCUGUGUUUGUAUGUAAUGUUUUAAAUAGGAAUUUGAUGACAUUACAGCCUGGCCAUUGUUUAUCCAUGUAUUCUGAAAACUGUAAUAAAGAUUAUGUACAUGA